Messenger RNA from Cooperia oncophora, 807 nucleotides. The record is from the annotation of a GenBank genome assembly. NCBI's taxonomy places the organism in Eukaryota, Metazoa, Nematoda, Chromadorea, Rhabditida, Trichostrongylidae.
AUGGUCUCACCUAAGCCGCCGAACUCUACCAAAAAAGAAGAGUAUUAUUUCACCACCAGCUACAAAUGUUGGAACUUCGCCACUCUUAGUUACCGAGCUUCUCUGAAGAAUUUACAGAAGCAGAAAAGCGCCAGCGGUCAGCUUCUGUUUGGUGUUUCUGAACCAGAUAAAAAUUUACCUGUUUCUUCGCGUCAGGCGUACACUGAAUCAGUCAUUGCUGGCCUGUUGGAUGCUCUCGACAUCGAAACGCGUCCUGUGGAGAUACAUAGGAUCGGCAACGCUGUUGAGGGAAAACCCAGGCUUGUAAAGUGCAUACUUCCACCUCGUCGACACUACUUUGAAAUACUAUUGAGAGCGCAAUCAUUGCGCACUUUUUGCUUCCAAUGUAUAAGAAUGUUUCGUGAGGAAAUCGAUGACCAGAGAAAAGCGCGAGAAAGACAAGGAGCUUACGUAUGGCGAGCACGUGAACUCAAUCAAAAGAAGCACAACGGUGAGCGUAUUUACGUUGUUUAUAAAGGAGAGCUUACCAAAGACCGGGCAGCGCGAAAAGGAGGAGGUGUUUGCGUACUCAUUCACAACCUACUGCUUUAUGAAAACAUCUCCUUCAAAUGCAACAACCUAGCCGCUGAUGUGAUAUGCUUUGAUAUCCUUUUGCCUCUAGUCGUAAACAUCGUCUUCUUACUUAUUUACCGCCCACCCAAUUCAAAUAGCGUCCAAGAUGACCUUUUGUUAUCAGUCAUUUAUGACUUGACUUCUGCAACACCUAUUUUCACAGCUGCAUUGGGAGAUCUCAACCUUGUUGAUUAG